AUGGAUGGGAGCUGUGCCCUGCUCCUUGCUUUUGGGGCCAAGAGCGAAACAGCUACACCCUCUCCCCAUGGAGAUGGGAGAUGCCAGUCACUGUGGCACCAGCGCCUUUCUGAUAAGGAAAAAUUUGAAAUCUUCAACCUGGAUAUGAAGACUGGGGACACCCUGAAGGUCAGGGGCAAGAUAUCCGAUGAUGCUGACGGCUUCAGCAUCAAUCUCGGCUGCAGGUCCUCGGAUCUGGCACUUCACUUCAAUCCCCGCUUCAAUGAGUCUGUCAUCGUCUGCAACUCCAAGUGCUCCAAUACCUGGCAGGCAGAGCAUCAUGAUAACCACCUCUGUUUCUCCAGGGGCUGCACUGUUAAGAUCAUCAUUGAAAUGCUGGAAGACAAAUUCCAAGUGAAACUACCGGAUGGGCAUGAAGUGGAGUUCCCCAACCGGCACUGCUACGACAAGAUCAGCUACAUGAGCGUCAAGGGAGGCUUCAGGGUUACCUCCUUCAAGCUGGACUGAUGGGCGCCGCUUCCGAGCUCUAAU
This is a messenger RNA of Gymnogyps californianus (California condor), 531 nucleotides long. It is a transcript of the gene LGALS2, whose product is annotated as galectin 2. Lineage: Eukaryota; Metazoa; Chordata; Aves; Accipitriformes; Cathartidae. The record is from RefSeq and is a predicted model, not a curated record. The transcript has 5 exons. The coding region runs from base 1 to 507 and encodes 168 amino acids. Gene Ontology annotation, molecular function: carbohydrate binding.